CCACAACUACGAGAAUGUCGCAUAUUCAACGAUAACAAUGACUUCAGAAGGCAGAAUAAAGAGCAUCAGUCGCAUCGGCGCUUCUGCUGCACAGCUGGAAGCCCAAUCGCAAUCAAACCCUCCUGCACAUUUGACUGCUAAAGAACGCGAAGCUGCAGAAGCUGAACGACGAGCGCUAGAAGCAGAGAAGGAGUAUGGGCGGGGCAAGAAAAUAAACACGAAGCGCGUCAAAGAUGUAAAAAUGCGGCGGCAGUUGAGCCAGCUCGAGGGAAAAUUUAGACAGGCUGCGGUUCGAGCGAAAGAGGCGGAGAUCCUACAUGAGCAUGAAGCUGGGUUUAUAGAGGCAGAAGGGGAAUUGGAAAGGACGUUCAAGGUACGGCAGAGUGAUAUCAAAGCCGCUGUCAGUAUUGAGACAGCCAAGAAGGGCUUUGAGCUGAAGCUCGAUGACCUUGGGCCAUACAAGGCAAGGUAUUCCCGCAACGGACGCGACCUACUUCUUGCGGGCGCAAAGGGACACAUUGCCACUAUGCAGUGGCGCGAUGGAAAGUUGGGUUGCGAGUUACAGCUUGGUGAACAUGUGCGCGAUGCCUGCUGGCUACACAACAGUAAUUCGUUCGCAGUCGCGCAGGCAAGAAAGGUGUAUAUCUACGACCAUGCCGGAGUAGAAUUGCAUCAGCUAGACAACCACACGGAUCCGGUGUUCCUCGAAUUUCUGCCCUAUCACUUCCUGUUGGCGAGUCUAGGCAAUCACGGCUGGCUAAAGUAUAUGGACACGUCGACUGGUAAAUUUGUAUUCGAGACGUCCACGAAAAAGGGCACACCUACUGCUCUCGCUCAAAAUCCUUACAACGCGAUAUUGCAUUCUGGUCACCAAAAUGGCGUCGUCCAGCUUUGGUCCCCUAACUCGGCCUCACCCUUGGUCAAGAUCCUCGCACACAAAGGUCCUGUACGGAGCAUUGCAGUAAACAGGACAGGCCACUUUAUGGUCACUACAGGCAGCGACAUGCGUAUGGCCGUGUGGGAUAUCCGAGCAUUCAAGCCUGUGCACAAUUACCACCUCCGCCAGCCAGGCACUUCUGUCGCUAUAUCCGACCGUAAUCUCGUAGCUGUCGGGUGGGGCACACAGACUACUGUAUGGAAAGGCCUCUUCGACCGUGCAAAGUCGGACCAAGAGCGCUCAGGUAGUCCUUAUCUACAAUGGGGUGCAGAAGGAAAGCGUGUUGAAAGCCUUCGCUGGUGUCCUUAUGAGGAUGUCCUUGGAAUUGGGCAUGACCGGGGUUUCUCUUCAAUGAUCGUUCCUGGAGCGGGAGAACCAAACUUCGAUGCCUUGGAAGUGAAUCCUUACGAAACCGUCAAACAACGCCAGGAAAAUGAAGUACAUAGCCUCCUCAACAAGCUGCAACCAGGAAUGAUAUCCCUUGAUCCGAACUUCAUCGGUAAUUUGGAUGUACGUUCGCAUGAAGCGCGACAGCGGGCAAAAGAUCUGGAUAGAAAGGAUGAGGAUCCAGUGGAGAGGGCGAAGAAUAGGGGCAGAGGACGAAACUCAGCUCUAAGGAAGAUGCUAAGAAAGGAAAGAAGCAGGAAUAUCAUCGAUGAGAAGCGAAGUCGUAUUGAAGAGAUAAUGAAGAAGCAAAAGAUGAGGGACGCGAAAAGAAUGAAACGUCAAGAGGAGACCUUUGGCCCUGCGCUUUCGAGAUUUGUAAAGAAGGGGGGUGGAUGAAAUAGGAUCCCAGAUGGCUGAAUUUACAAGGAGCAAGGUCUCUUCUCCAUGAAAAAGAUGGAUCAGUCUGGUGAUAUCGGACAAAGCUCCUGAUUUUUGUGCUUAUAAGACGGGAAUACUCGAAGCGAGCGAAAAUGGUUCAUACUUGUUGGAACAUGACCACUAAUUAAGCAGUCGCUCUUCUCAUCCAUCAAGUUCUGACAGUAACUCACAAAUCUCUUGUGCGAGAAUUAAGAUAUUUGCACGACUAUAGACUAUACAUAUGCCUUUAGGUGGUGCUACCCAUAG
Verruconis gallopava is the source of this 2008-nucleotide messenger RNA. RefSeq lists its product as uncharacterized. The transcript has a single exon. Gene Ontology annotation, cellular component: 90S preribosome; small-subunit processome; nucleolus. The record is from RefSeq and is a predicted model, not a curated record. Bases 38 to 1720 code for a protein of 560 amino acids. Gene Ontology annotation, biological process: maturation of SSU-rRNA from tricistronic rRNA transcript (SSU-rRNA, 5.8S rRNA, LSU-rRNA). NCBI's taxonomy places the organism in Eukaryota, Fungi, Ascomycota, Dothideomycetes, Venturiales, Sympoventuriaceae. Gene Ontology annotation, molecular function: protein binding.